Molecule: messenger RNA, 1479 nt
Organism: Meira miltonrushii
Lineage: Eukaryota; Fungi; Basidiomycota; Exobasidiomycetes; Exobasidiales; Brachybasidiaceae
Exons: 1
Coding region: 1-1479 (492 amino acids)
Biological process (GO): regulation of DNA-templated transcription
Molecular function (GO): zinc ion binding; DNA-binding transcription factor activity, RNA polymerase II-specific
Source: RefSeq, a predicted model, not a curated record
AUGAUGUCAUCACCCAUGCGAAAAGAUUCGCAACAACAACCCAUCUCUGAUUGGCCAAGAACACCAUUCUCAUCAAGAGUAGCAGGUAUGGGAGCUGUUGUGCCAUCUGAAUGGGGAAGUACGAUUUCAUAUGACUUCAACAUGACUUCAUUUGAAGAUGAAACAUCAAACAUACUAGGUGAUGUACCAAGUGUGUUUGACACUCCUUCGCAAUACCGAUCAAAUGGAACGGAUUUUCAUCCUUCACAAAAUACGAGCGCAAGAACAUCAAUAAGUCCAACGAUUUCCGCUAAUCAAAUGGCGCAAAAUGAUCAGAGGUAUGCUGCUUUAGCCAUGGAGGAUGAAAGAUAUUUAUCGGAAUACUCUCCUGUCAAUAUGUCACGGGAUUUGAGCUUAAUGCCAAGUCCGUCUUCAUCAAACGAAGAUGGUUUGGCAUUAUUGUCUUCAGGCGUACCUCAUCAUUCUUACGAGCAUCGCGAUGUGCCUCAUGGUCCUCGUCGUCGUCUUGGACCAUAUGAUCUCAGUCACUUGCAAAGAAGGGAUGCAAUCGUGGAUCCAUUACAUCUUAUUCAAAAUACCAUGAUUCCAUCUGUCGUCCUUCCAAGAAGAGAAUCAGUACCAAUGCUUCCUGCUAUUGUUUCAAGAAUGCCCUCACCGGAAGAGGAGUAUAGACAUUCUAUUCGAAUGCACAGAAGGGAACCUCUUUAUGAGAAUCGAAGUCCUUCUCCUUUGCCAUCGGUGAUGCAACAUGGACAUCCUUCUUGCAUGGCUCCCGCUCCUGGACCAAGUAGCCAUAAUACAAACAUGCCAUCUGUUUUCGCUCAACCGCAGAAUCCAGAUCAAUUUCGAAUUUCCUCAAAAGCUUUGGAAAUGGACGGAUGGACAUCUUCAUGGCCACCUGCAGAAGAAGCAAAAGGAAAGAACAAGAAGAAUAAAGGCAAGGCCACAAAAGCUGUCAAACCACACAUUCCGCAUCCAAAUUACAGUCGUACGCAAGACAUAAGCAGAUAUACGAAAAGAGACGAAGACUAUCAUCACGGAAUGCCACAACAUCAACCUGCUCCGCCUACAAGAUCUGCUCCACCACCACCGCCGCAACAGCAACAACAACCUGUUUCGCAACCUCAUACCGAUGGAGGUCGCAUGUUUGUGGAAAUCAAAAGUCAAUUUCACGCUAUCCCGGAAAAUUCUGAUCCAAGCAGAUUUUCAAGUAAUGGACGUUGUUUGAUCGCAUGUGAAGCAUGCAAGCGCAGGAAGAUGCGUUGUACCAACGAAUUUCCAACAUGUUCAAAUUGUACCCGACGUGGAAUGGAAUGUCAGUAUGCCGAUAAGGUACGUACACGUGGAAAAUCCAAGAGAGAUCACCUUGUCGUCGAUGAAAAUCGAUCAACUGAACAUCCAAAAUCUUCUCUAGGAAAUAAUCGACUUGAUCACAAACGCAGAAGACUUUCUACUUCAAUAAGUCACUCUCAACAAUGA